AUGCUAAUUGGAUUUAGAAUAGGUAGAUUGCAAUUUAAAAAAAAGGACUUCCUUUAAUGGUAUACUAUUUAAGAAAUAGAGCUUGCUUUUUAUAUUGUUAACAUCCAUCUAAAUCAAUAAGAAAAUAAAAUAAUUGUUGAAAUCAACCCAAUUAAAAUCAUAAUAAUUGAAAAGAAAAAUUAAAGUGUGGAGUAAAUGUGGGUUGUAGUUUAAGAAAUUAAAGUUUAUGAAUCAUUUCGAAACAUAAUUUUUAUAAAUGAUAAGACCUUUGCAGUUAAAUUAUUUAAUAUUAGAAAAUGGAUGCUAUUUAAAUAAAAGAAUAAAUCCUAAUUUAUACAUAAGCGAGAUAUUAUUAUUUAUGGAGCCAAUUAAGAUUUAUAUUAUAUUUUAAAUAAGUAUAAUAAAGGAAAGAUAAAUAAUCCAGAUGAAAGCAAUUGUUUUUUGAAUGAAGAAUUUCAACUAGAUCACACUUAUUUAGUUCUAAAAGAUAAGGAGCAAUUUAAUAAUUAAUCCUUUUUUUAAGGUAUGUAGAAUGAUAAUACAAUAAACGGAUAAUACUUUUUCAGCAGAGUUUCUAAGGAAAAAUAAGUUAUUAUUGGAAGAUUUAAAUAGCUUUCAAUAGAAUAUACACUAGUCAAAUCAAUAAUAUCUCCAUAAAAUGAACAUUAUUAAGCAAUGGCUAUUAAAAGUGAUAAUAAAAUAGUAGCACUAGGAUUAAAACAUUAAAUUAAAGUUUUCAAAUUGGAGAAUUUUCAAUUACAGCAACUAUAAGUUUUAAAUAAUCAUUCAGGUCCUGUAGAUUGUUUAAUAUUUUUUAAAAACUAAAAUUCAUUCAUAUCUGGAUCUUCAGAUAAAUAAUUAAAAAUUUGGACAUGGGAUGAGAUGGGCAAUAUAUAUUAAUGCUAAUAGAUCCUUUAGAGUUUAGUUAUGCUGAAAUAUAUUUUGUUGAAUAACUAAGAAAACUUAUUGGUCUCAGGUGGCUAGAACUCAAUUUCAUUUUGGGAAUUUAAAACAUCCUAUUGGUUAUUAAAAUAGAAUUUGUAUUUUGAUAAAAAUUCUAUUUUUGGUUUAAAAUUUACUCCUUCUUAAUUAACAAUUGCCACUUAUUCAUCAAACAAUAAAAUACUUCUAAUUUAAAAAAAAAUACAGAAUUCAUAAAUUAAUUGGUCUAUCUCUUUAGAGAUAAAUGUAAACAAUUUUACUCCAUCAAUAUGUUUUAUUUCGGAUUAUAUAAUCCUUUAUUAAUCAAUUAGAGAAAUGUCUAUUAGAUUAAUUAAAGUAAAUUACGACUAUGAUGGAAUUUAACAUUAAAGCAUAAUCUUGAUUAAUUAAGAAUGUGAUGAGCACACUACUUUUCAAAUGCAAUUUAAUAAAUAAAAAGGAAUUUUAAUCAAUCAAAGCAAAUCAUUUCUUAAUCUAAUCUUUAUUACUCAGGAUAUCUAAAUUACUGAUUAUUCAGAAAUUUAAUUCAGUAGCAAUCACAUUUUAGGUUAGCUUAGUGAUGAUGGAUAAUUUUUAGUGACAUUGGAUUUAGCAUCAAAUGAAUUUUAAUUAAGGUAAUAUUAUUGUCAUUGA
This is a messenger RNA of Paramecium octaurelia, 1575 nucleotides long. NCBI's taxonomy places the organism in Eukaryota, Ciliophora, Oligohymenophorea, Peniculida, Parameciidae. The record is from the annotation of a GenBank genome assembly.